Messenger RNA from Seminavis robusta, 1233 nucleotides. Lineage: Eukaryota; Bacillariophyta; Bacillariophyceae; Naviculales; Naviculaceae. The record is from the annotation of a GenBank genome assembly.
AUGGAAGACCCUGCAGGAGGGCAGACUGGUACCGGAGACGCGGAUCUCAUGGACAGAAUCAGAGAGCUUGAGGAGGACUUAACUAGGACUCAAGAAGAGCUCGCAAGAAUCACAUCAACUGAUGAUGAAGCAGCUCAAGAAGCAACUGACAAUGAUGGCCCACCAAGCGAUGAUCCAGAUGGUGAAAUGGCUUACAAACUUGCUGAGUUGGUUGCCGCAUCAGUGACUAAGGUGCUGAAGGGAGAUGUGAAUCAACACUCAUCUACUCCGAUCACUGCUCCUAUCAUGGCAACAGUCAAGCUGGCAGCCAAGUAUGACAGCUGGGACAAUGAGAAUGACUACAGCUUUCGCACUCACCUAUUGGACUGCAUUGACCCGGAGCUACAUGAAGCAGUGUCUGGAAUCCAGGACAUCGGUGAUCACAGUCUUGUUACCUGGAUCAAACUCGUUCAACAAUGGUCCAUUCUGACUGCUGAAAAAUCCCACAAAAUCAUCAGUGAAGUCAAUGCAUUCACUCUGCAGCAGUGUCCAGCAUUGGACAUGUCAUUGGGAAUUCAACAGCUUCGCCCAAGAAUCCAAGCCCUUUGUGAUACACGGGACUAUGACCCAAAGCUUCUCUACACCUUUCUUGAGAGUUUGCAUGGUGCCUAUCCAGUUGACAACAAACAUCAUCUUGAAUGGUGGACCAUGAUUUUGGAUCGGAUCCUCACUCCAUUGAAGAAGGCUUACAAGCAGUGCAAGGAAGAGAAGUUCUUGAAUGGUUUCGACAUUGAGCUCUUCCUCUUGAGAGAGACACGCGAGGAUGGGCCGUGCAAAGGUUUGGAUCAUAAGAGCAUUUUGGACACUCUGUUGGAGUAUUACAUGAUUGCAGUGAAUGAGGAGAAAUGGCCAGCCACAUCAGGACCCCAGGACUCAGGCAGUGCUCCCAUGUCCUUUGGUUCCUCCUCUGUCCAUCAUACCACUGUUGAGACCACUCUUGCAACCAAGGCAGACGUCCAUGCCUUGAUCCAACGCCUGGACAACAUUGGACAGCGCAAACCCAUGGGUGGCUUUGGAGACAACCAGGGUGGCAAGGUCUGCUGGAAUUGUGGUUCCUCUGGCCACUUGUCCAACUCCCCUGACUGCCCCAAGAACCAGGCUCACCGCGCUCCAACUCCCCAGACCUCCAACAGAGGCUUCAAGAAAGGACAACCCAAGAUGACCUGGAAACGCAUUCCCCCUAAGGAUGGUUAG